CGAUAUCCUUCCUAUCUCUCCCGAUCCUUGAUCCUUCCCCCUCGAGUCUAGAUUUUCUAUUUUCUAUUUUCUACAUAAUAAGUCUCACAAGCUUGUCGAUGAUCUCUUGCCCAUCGUAUAUAUACUCCAUAUACAUGGCCCGUCAAACACAGUCCUGAUAUGAAAACCCCCCCCACGAGCCGACAAUGGCCACAGCUGUGAAUACCAGGACGACGACCGUCAACUCGACCCUCACCCAGCGAUCAGCUCGUUCCAAUGGCCGCGCUCAGAGUGCGCAGACCCCACUCAACUCGGCCAGUGUCCCAGCCAUCGACGUGCCAGAGGUCAGUCGGCGUCUGCGCAUAAAGAAGAAAUACAGACAUGUGGCAGCUGUCCACUCGCGCCCCCAGAACACCGUCCUCAGCCAUGACGCAGCCGAGGUCCCCAGUUUCCUCGGAUUCAGAAAUCUGAUGGUCAUCGUGCUUGUCGUCGGAAACCUGCGCUUGAUGAUUGAAAACUUCAACAAGUACGGAGUUCUCAUCUGCCUCCGAUGCCACAACUACAAACGCCACGACGUCUUUAUCGGCGCCACCCUCCUCCUCAUAAUCCCCUGCCACCUCUUCGCCGCCUACAUCAUCGAGCUCGCCGCCGCCAAGCACGCCAAACGCCAGCUCGCAGCCAGUAACCCCCGCUCCGGCGCCGAAACACCCACCCCCACCGAAGCCGAGCGCAAGAAGUUCAACACAGCCUGGGAGCUGAUCGCCUGGCUGCACGGUCUCAACGCGACCCUCUGCCUCCUCAUCACCUCCGUCGUCGUAUACAACUACAUCCACCACCCCCUCAUCGGCACUCUCUCCGAAGUCCACGCCAUCAUCGUCUGGCUCAAGACCGCCUCCUACGCCUUCACCAACCGCGACCUGCGCCAUGCGUACCUCCACCCCUCUAAGCGCAUCGAAGAUGCCCUGCCAGACAUCUACCUGCAGUGCCCCUACCCGCAGAACAUCUCCCUCUCCAAUCUAACCUACUUCUGGUGGGCACCCACCCUCGUCUACCAACCCGUCUACCCCCGCUCCCCCCGCAUCCGAUGGUCCUUCGUCGCCAAGCGUCUCGCCGAAGUCUUCGGUCUCUCUGUCUUCAUCUGGGUAGCAAGCGCGCAAUACGCCGCGCCCCUCCUGCGGAACUCGCUCGACAAAAUGGCUUCCCUGGAACUAAUCUCCAUCCUCGAGCGGCUCAUGAAACUCUCCACCAUCUCCCUCGUCGUCUGGCUCGCCGGCUUCUUCGCGCUCUUCCAAUCCUUCCUCAAUGCCCUCGCCGAAGUCACCCGCUUCGGUGACCGCGACUUCUACAGCGAUUGGUGGAACUCCGAUAGCGUCGGCGCGUACUGGCGCACGUGGAAUAAACCCGUCUACCAAUUCAUGAAGCGCCACGUCUUCUCUCCCCUCAUCGGACGCGGAUGGUCCCCCUGGGCUGCCUCAGUCGCCGUCUUCGCGCUGUCAGCAGUGCUGCAUGAACUCCUCGUGGGCGUGCCGACGCAUAACAUCAUUGGUGUUGCGGCGCUGGGGAUGCUGGCUCAACUGCCGCUUAUUAAGCUCACGGCGCCGUUUGAGAGGGCUGGGGGGCAUUAUGGGAAGUUGGUGGGGAAUACGGUGUUUUGGGUUAGUUUUGUGUUGAUUGGGCAGCCGCUGGCGGCGUUGUUGUAUUUUUUUGCGUGGGAGGCGAAGUAUGGGAGUCAUUUGAAGGGGAGGGUGUGAAGGGCUGGGGACUCGGAUGUUGAUGGGUGGAGGUAUAUAGAUGUAGUGAUAGGAGUUGAAAACUGGGUCUGGGUUCUUCUUUUAGGAUAUAGCGUUAUUGGGCUGUUAAUAUGGGAGGCUGGUUUUGAUUUGAUAGCAAUGCAUGGAAUUGCCCAUCGUGAAGAUGAUUGCAGAUAUAUCAAAUGGCAAACAUGUGGG
This is a messenger RNA of Pseudogymnoascus verrucosus, 1928 nucleotides long. RefSeq lists its product as uncharacterized. Gene Ontology annotation, molecular function: diacylglycerol O-acyltransferase activity. Gene Ontology annotation, biological process: triglyceride biosynthetic process. The transcript has 3 exons. NCBI's taxonomy places the organism in Eukaryota, Fungi, Ascomycota, Leotiomycetes, Thelebolales, Thelebolaceae. Gene Ontology annotation, cellular component: endoplasmic reticulum membrane. The coding region runs from base 186 to 1730 and encodes 514 amino acids. The record is from RefSeq and is a predicted model, not a curated record.